Molecule: messenger RNA, 4649 nt
Organism: Eublepharis macularius
Lineage: Eukaryota; Metazoa; Chordata; Lepidosauria; Squamata; Eublepharidae
Gene: ATAD2
Product: ATPase family AAA domain containing 2
Exons: 28
Coding region: 55-4197 (1380 amino acids)
Biological process (GO): positive regulation of transcription by RNA polymerase II
Cellular component (GO): nucleus
Molecular function (GO): ATP binding; ATP hydrolysis activity; histone binding
Source: RefSeq, a predicted model, not a curated record
GAAUCGCCUUUCGCCGCCGCCGCUCGUUUCGGGGCCGCCGCUUCAGGGCCGGCGAUGGUGAUGCUCCGGAGCGGCUCGAGCUGCCCCGGCUCCCAGGACGAGAACGAGGGCGGCGUCGCCGUGGCCGCCCCCGCCGCCCACAGGGGCCGCCGCCGGGUCUUGCCGCCGCGGCCCCUCUACGACGCGAUGGAGUCGAGCUCCAUCUUUCUCAGCCUGGAGUCGCCCAGCCCGCCCUCGGCGCGGGGCAGGCGCCGUUGCCGCUCCAGGGCUAGGGCCCCCGAGGAGUUUUCUUCAGCCAAAGAAUGUGAACAUUUUACAAGGCACUCUGUAAGAGCUCUACAGAAAAAUAACCAGCAUUACUCAGAUUCAAGUUUUGAAAAAAGCAUGGCAAUGCUAAGUGAGAAUGGCAUUAACAGGAAACAUUUUACAAGGCAGCUGGCGAGACUUCAGGCAGAUAAUAAAAAGAAUGAAGAUUGUGAAGAAGGUACUGUAGUUCCUGUUACAAAGUCACUCAGACCAAGAGUAAAUGCAGAACCUAGUAAUGGUGUAGAAGAAAAUGGAGAUGUUGAAGUCCGUCGCAGUUGCAGAAUUAGGCAAAGCCGCUAUAGCACUAUGAACCAGUCAGUUUUAUUUGACAAGCUUAUUACAAACACUGCAGAAGCUGUAUUACAAAAAAUGGAUGAUAUGAAAAAGAUGCGUCGGCGACGAAUGAUGGAUUUGGAAGACCUUGGGGUGUUCAAUGAUACUGAAGCGGAAAACCUUGAUGUAUACUCUCGUGGGAAAACAAAAAGAGGGAUGCAAAGGACUGAUGAAGAAACCACAGAUAACCAGGAUGGGAGUGCAGAAUCUUCAGAAGAAGGUGAAGACCAAGAAGAUGAAGAUGGAGAAGACAAUCAAAAGCGUUACGACCUCAGAAAGCGAAAAACUGUAGUGCGCUAUCAAGCCACGCCAGAAAAACCUAGGCACCAGAGGAAGCCCAAAUUAUUUUACCCAGAUGCAGCUUCUGCUGUAAGGCGAAGGUUUCCCUUUAGCCCUGCAGGACCAAGGAGCCCUUACUGCAAAAAGAUGAACAGACGAAAGCAUGCAAUUCACAACAGCGAUUCUACAUCAUCGUCGUCAUCUGAUGAUGAACAACGUUUUGAAAGGCGUAGGAACCGAAGUCUGAACAAAGCAUUAAGCAGGUGCCUUCCUCUAAACUUCAGAAAAGAUGAGUUGAAAGGAGUCCAUAAGGAUCGUAUGAAAAUUGGAGCAAGCCUGGCUGACGUUGAUCCAAUGCAAAUUGACUGUUCAGUACGAUUUGAUAGUGUGGGCGGACUCUUUAGCCAUAUAUCGGCUCUAAAGGAGAUGGUUGUUUUUCCACUACUUUAUCCAGAAGUGUUUGAGAAAUUCAAAAUUCAGCCUCCAAGAGGGUGCCUUUUCUAUGGUCCACCAGGAACUGGAAAAACUCUUGUUGCCAGAGCACUUGCUAAUGAGUGCAGUCAAGGUGACAGAAGAAUAGCGUUUUUUAUGAGAAAAGGUGCUGAUUGCCUCAGUAAGUGGGUUGGAGAAUCUGAGCGGCAGCUUCGCCUUUUGUUUGAUCAGGCCUAUCAGAUGCGCCCUUCAAUUAUAUUCUUUGAUGAGAUAGAUGGUCUCGCUCCUGUACGAUCCAGUAGACAAGAUCAAAUUCACAGUUCUAUUGUGUCCACACUGCUUGCACUGAUGGAUGGCUUAGACAGCAGAGGCGAGAUUGUGGUGAUUGGAGCUACCAAUAGACUGGAUUCUAUAGAUCCUGCUUUACGGAGGCCUGGACGUUUUGAUAGAGAAUUUCUUUUCACUUUGCCGGAUAAAGAUGCAAGAAAAGAGAUCCUUAAGAUUCAUACAAGAGAGUGGUCCCCUAAGCCAUCAGAGAUGUUUCUUGAAGAAUUAGCUGAAAAAUGUGUUGGGUACUGUGGGGCCGACAUUAAGUCCAUAUGUAGUGAAGCUGCUUUGUGUGCCCUACGUCGACGUUAUCCUCAGAUUUACACCAGCAGUGCAAAGUUGCAGUUGGACAUUUCUUCUAUUAACAUAACAGCUAAAGAUUUUGUAGUGGCUAUGCAAAAAACCGUACCUGCCUCUCAGAGGGCAGUGUCUUCACCUGGCCAAGCACUUUCUACCAUUUCAAAACCACUACUUGAAAACACGCUUCAGAGAAUCUUGGGGACUCUUCAGAGGGUGUUUCCACAUGCAGAGCUUGCACAGAAAGCCAGGGGAAAACCAGAUUUUGCAAAUGAUAUGUUGGAUAAUGACUUGCUGUACAGUGAUGAAGAGGGACCAUCAGUGUUUGAAACUGGACAUUGUCAAAAAACAUCAGAUAAGCCAAAAGAAAACGCCCUUAAUUUUAACAGACGUGCUUAUCACCAGCCUACAUCAUAUCGGCCAAGACUUUUGAUAGCAGGUGAAGCAGGAUUUGGGCAGGCCUCUCACUUGGCACCAGCAGUUAUACAUGCUUUGGAAAAAUUCGCGGUAUAUACAUUGGACCUUUCUUUUCUCUUUGGAGUUGGUGCUGAAACACCAGAAGAAAAAUGCACACAGUUGAUCUGCGAGGCCAAGAGAACAGCACCAAGUAUAAUAUACGUUCCAAAUGUUCGUAUGUGGUGGGAGACGGUUGGACACACGUUGCAAGCCACGUUUACUACACUGCUGCAGAACAUUCCAUCCUUUGCUCCAGUUUUGUUGCUGGCAACAUCAGAUGUAUAUCAUGCAUCAUUGCCAGAUGAGGUACGAGAAUUAUUUGCUAGUGAUUCUGGAGAAGUUUUUAAUGUCCACUUGCCUACCAUUGAAGAAAGAAAAAAAUUCUUUGAAGAGUUAAUCCUCCACCAAGCUGUUAAACCUCCUGUAUCAAAAAAGAAAGCAGUUUUGCAGGCCUUAGAAGUAUUACCGGUAGCACCAUCUCCUGAACCGCAGCAGCUGACAGAGGCAGAGGUCAAACGGCUUGAGGAACAAGAAGAAGACACUUUACGUGAACUCAGAAUUUUCUUAAGAAAUGUUACUCACAGACUUGCCAUUGACAAACGCUUCAGAGUCUUUACAAAGCCAGUUGAUUUGCAUGAGGUACCAGACUAUGUCACAGUUAUCAAGCAGCCGAUGGAUCUUUCAGCAAUGAUUUCUAAAACUGAUCUUCACCAAUAUCUGACUGCAAAAGAUUAUCUGAAAGAUAUUGAUCUAAUCUGUAGCAAUGCAUUGGAGUAUAAUCCAGACAGAGACCCUGGAGAUCGUCUCAUCAGACACCGAGCCUGUUCUCUGAGAGAUACAGCAUAUGCAAUAAUUAAAGAGGAAAUGGAUGAAGACUUUGAACAACUCUGUGAAGAGAUUCAAGAAUCUCGCAAAAAAAGAGGUUGCAGCUCUGCGAAAUAUGCUCCAUCUUACUAUUAUGUAAUGCCAAAGCAGAAUACUACCUUGGAGUGCAAGAAAUUGGAUUCUGAAUGUGGAGAGAAACUGAAAAUCCCUCCAAUACCCAUAGAAACUAGCUCUCCUUUCCUUUCUAAUGCCUCAUCCAAGAGAAAACUCCGACGAAAGAGUAGGUGGUGUCUGGGUAACCUAGCAAAACGAAAGAAGACUUCUCAUUUCAACAAAGAGAAUAAAGCUCCAGGAGAAGAACAAGAUGAACCCGACAGUGAUGGAGAAGAGUGUCUGGAGAAUGAUUCGAGCAUGGAGCAAACGGAAGUAAUUCCAGCUUCAUUGGAAGAACCUGAAAUGGUAGUUUCAGAGCAGCUGGCCAACAGCUGUGAGAAUGAAUCUGAUGCAGAAAAAGAGAGUGAGCAGGCCGUUGGUAAUACUGCUAAGUCUAGAUCAGAUGAGGGCAACAAAGAUACUGACUGUUCAGAAAAGAGCAAAAGAUCUAUUGGAGAACUAAUAGAACAUUUGUCAGACAAGGAAACUAAUGAUGUAAGUGUGCUUCGAAUGACUCGUGCUAGGCGCUCUCAGGUCGAACAGCAGCAGCUCAUCAGUGUUGAGAAAGCUAUGGAGAUUAUUUCGGAGCAGACACCUCCACUUAUUGUGGACUACGAAAAGCUCAAUGUAUUACUAGAAAUCGCUGUUGAGAAAAGUAGAAGCCACACUCUGUUUCAGUUGGAAAAGCUGUAUGCCUUGCUCAGCCAAAGUAUUUAUCGACAUCGCAAUGACUAUGAUAAAACCAAAUUGAUUCAGGAAAUGGAAAAAGAAAUUACAGUCUUCAGUUAAUUGUAUUAAUGAAGUCUUCUGAUUCGAAGUGUUCUUGGCAAUUUAAGACUCUUCCAGUGUCCUGUAAUGGUCUUGAUUCUAAUGAACUUGGCUGAAGAAGCAGUAGUUUGUGACAAAUUGGUCAAAGAUGGUGAGCGGUCAAGACGGCGUGCCUAGUAAUCCCUGUACAGUGAGUUUGUGUGCUUUUUAAAAUUAAACUUAUGCUAAUUUAUCAUAGUUUUUCAAUCAAAUCAUGUAUAUAUGUUGAAUAUCUAUUUUUAAGAAGUCAGUUGGCAUCUUAACAUCUCGCAUGCUUUCUGACAGUGUUCUUUCUGGAAUUCUAGUUUCUCAUGCUUCCAUCAUCUUUUUAUUGCUGCACUAAUUCCAGUGUCAAUAUGACUCUGUUUAUGCUUUAAAUAUUGUAUAAUACAUACAUUUUAAAAAACAAAAUAAAUUUAUAUACUCGUGACAUA